Molecule: messenger RNA, 2484 nt
Organism: Rubroshorea leprosula
Lineage: Eukaryota; Viridiplantae; Streptophyta; Magnoliopsida; Malvales; Dipterocarpaceae
Source: the annotation of a GenBank genome assembly
CUUUGAAGGAAGUUAGGGUUAGAGGUGAGGAGGAUUUUGAAUGUGCAAAAAAAGGGGGUUUUGUUUUUUUUUUUUUUUUUAAAGGGAUCCUGACUUAUUCCUCCCCCCGACUUCGUGCAGAAUUUGAGAAAAUGUCGUCAGAAGGAACACAAAGUAUAGUAGGGAGUGAGGUGAUGCCCCUGGACUAUGGGAGCAUGGACUCAGAGAGUAGUCCAUCUCCAUCUAGUUUGGAGAAAACGGUGGAGGGGGUGAGAGGAGAUGAGGUGGUGGAGGUUGGGAGGCAAGAGGUGGUAGAGGUUGGGAGGAAUGAGGUGGUAGGGGUUGGGGUAGAUAGCAUACCCAUCACUGUAGUAGAAGUAGAGGGUAGAGGAGAGAGAGAUUAUGAUGUGAAUGCAGAGAUAGUGGAGGAGGUGAAGCAGUAUAGUUCUGAACUAAGGACCAAGGAUAGCCUUGGUCACUUAGUGGAAAAUUACGAGAUCUCUUCUCGAGUGCUAGUUAGGCCAGCUGGGGUAGAGGAGAGAGCGUGUUCUGCUCCUCGGGACCAUUGGAUGCCCAUAUAUUCCCACUAUCUGAUAGCGGGAUUAAGGUUUCCAAUUCCUGAGUUGCUAGUAGGUUUGUUGUUAGAUUAUAAUAUAGGGUUGACACAAUUAGUCCCCAAUGCUAUGAGGGGGGGUAGUAGGAGGGAUAAAUGGUGGUAUUAUUUCACCCCUAGGGUAGCCAGUAAGGAGAGUAGGGCAUUGUUCACUGCAGGUCCUUCGUCCAUUAAAGGAUGGAAGGAAAAAUUCUUUUUUGCAGAUGAUACAGAGUGGGGGAGGGGGGAUGCCGAGGUGAGGGAGUUAGCCUCGUGGAAGGCUAAAAGGGCCAACCAGAAUAGGUUUAGUUUGAAUGAGGAUGAGGAGGAAGAAGUGAGGAAGUUGGUGAGGAAGGGGGGGGAUUUACUAAAUAUUAUGGACCUCACCAACGCACAAUGCAUAGAAGCUGCUGAGCUCUAUGGGCCAAGCGCUUUAAGUGAAGCUGAAAUGGAUCAAUUUUUGAACACUGUUGGAGGAGUGGCUAUCCCCAAGAAGCCAAGGAAGAAGUCAACGACUUCAACCAAGCAAGUGGAUGAGGGGAGGGCUAGGAAGGAGGUAAUGCCCACGACUUCAGCUGAGACGGAGGAGGAGGUGCCACAGUUGAAGAGGAAGGGUUGGGGGGAGAGGAAGGCACUGCAGAAGAAGCAGAAAGUGGUGGAGGAGGAGGAGAGGGGGAAUGAGGUACCUCAGUUUGUACCUCAGCCUCCUCCUGUUGAGCUGAACCCUGAGCUCAGACAGUUGGAGGAGGGAGCUGAGGUACGAGCUCUUGGUAGGGGAAAGGGCCCUGUUCCGUUGGGACCUCAGAGUAGCCUGUUCGAGGUGAAGAACAUGACGGGGGCUAGGUGGUUCAUCAACAGCUCCUUCCCUGAAGUGGACAGACGCAACGUGCGUGAUGAAGCUCUGAGGUAUGGUGGAGCGUCUGUUGUGAAGCACGUUCUAGAGAGCGCGAGUUGGGUGAAUGGUCUAGCCCAGGAGUUCAUGGAGAGCCUGAGGGAGCGCUCACUCUUGCAGAGGCAGUGUGACCAGCUGCAGAAGGAGAAGGAGGAGUUGGAAAAGAAAAAUAAAGAACUGCAAGAGUUGCUGAACGAGGUGGUUCCCACUGUGAAACAGUUGGAGCAAGAGAGGACUUCCCUGAGCACCAAGCUCGUCUUUGAGGAGAGCAAACGUAGGAUCUCUGAAAGUGAGUGUGAGGCUCAGGCGCAAGAAAUAAAGUUGAUGAAGGAGGCUUUCGUGGAGCUAAAGGAGAAUGUGCAGACCCUGGUGCACAACGGAAUGAAGGAGCACAUCAGCAACUUCAUCAGCUCCAGCUCGUUUGACAACAUUGUCAACCUGUACCGGUUGCCCACUGCCAUCAUUGCUUUCACAAACUGCAGAAAGAAGGUGAAGGCUGUAUAUCCUGAAGUGGAUGUAACAAAGAUCACCUUCGGCGAGCAAGAAGGAGGAGUAGAGGAGGACGGCGAGAGCAUGUCAGCAGACUUCCGUCCUCAGAUCAAGCUGAGGUGGGAGCAUGAUGCAGAUGGUCUUGUUGUUUUCCCUCCACAAUUCGACUUUGAGUUCGUUGCAGUGGAGGAAGAAGAGGCAGAGGUAGAGGAAGACGAGAUGGAGGCAGGAGUGGAGGGAACUGAAGUGGAUAAGAGGCAACCAAUUCCAGAAGUGGAGGUUCAUCCAGUCCCUUCCGACGAUGAGCAGCCUCCUCUGCCAGACGAGCAGUAGCCAACACAGCCACCUCCUCCGAUUGAGCAGGAGCCAGUGGAGCCACCUCUCCCAGCAGAGAAAUAAUUUUAUUACUUGAUUUUUUGUAAAGACAUUUAAACAGUUUGUAAUACUGUUACUUCGUUAAAUGAAAUUAUAUAUUUGUUUAUGUUUGGUUUAUAUUUUUGUUAUUUUUUAUGAAUAAAAGAACUUAGAGUAC